Molecule: messenger RNA, 1938 nt
Organism: Sodiomyces alkalinus F11
Lineage: Eukaryota; Fungi; Ascomycota; Sordariomycetes; Glomerellales; Plectosphaerellaceae
Product: 26S proteasome non-ATPase regulatory subunit 11
Exons: 3
Coding region: 207-1478 (423 amino acids)
Biological process (GO): ubiquitin-dependent protein catabolic process
Cellular component (GO): proteasome regulatory particle, lid subcomplex
Molecular function (GO): structural molecule activity
Source: RefSeq, a predicted model, not a curated record
ACCUUUCGACCUUUCGACCUUUCGACCUUUCGACCUUGAAGCUUCCUACUCCCCCCAAUCGACGCACUCUCUACUAUAUCCGCAUAACCAAACCGCCAUCCUUCCCCGCGACUUCCUUCCAAACACCACCUCAUUUUCGACGGCCUAUUCACUUUAAGAAUCCGGCAACGUACAGAUCCGCAGCGGCAUCGUCGACAUCCGCAUCCAUGGCUCAGGGCGAUUCGCAAAGGGUCCAGGAAGCCAAGAAGCUGGCCAAAUCGGACCCGCGACAGGCUGAGGCUCUGUACAAGGAGAUUCUCUCCAAGCCUCCAUCUACAACAUCCGAUUCUGCUCUUAAGGAAUAUGAAACGGCCUUGAUUGGGCUGGGAGAGUUGUAUCGGGAUGAGAAGAACACGCAACAGCUUGUCGACUUGGUGACAAGAAGCAGGACGGUCUUGUCAUCCUUUGCCAAGGCGAAGACGGCGAAACUUGUUCGCCAGCUUCUCGACCUCUUUGAAGCCAUUCCCCAUUCCACCGACAUCCAGAUCGCCGUGACAAAGUCCUGUAUCGAAUGGGCGACUUCGGAACGCCGAAGCUUCAUGCGCCAGAACCUCGAGACCCGCCUGGUCACGCUGCUCAUGGCCAAGCAGUCCUACUACGAAGCCCUCACCCUGAUCAACGGCCUGCUCCGCGAGCUGAAGCGCCUCGACGACAAGCUCGUCCUCGUCGAGGUCCAGCUCCUCGAGUCGCGCGUCUACCACGCCCUCGGGAACAUCCCCAAGGCCCGCGCCGCCCUCACCAGCGCCCGCACCUCGGCCGCCUCCGUCUACACCCCGCCCCUGCUGCAGGCCCACCUCGACAUGCAGAGCGGCAUGCUGCACGCCGAGGACAAGGACUUCAACACCGCCUUCUCCUACUUCAUCGAGGCCCUCGACGGCUACCACUCCCAGGACGAGCCCGCCAAGGCCACCGCCGCCCUCCAGUACAUGCUCCUCUGCAAGGUCAUGCUCAACCUCGCCGACGACGUCAACAACCUCCUCUCGUCCAAGCAGGCCCAGAAGUACGCCGGCCAGAACCUCGAGGCCAUGAAGGCCAUCGGUCGCGCCCACGCCAACCGCUCCCUCGAGGAGUACGAGCAGGCCCUGUCCUCCUACCGCUACGAGCUCGGCUCCGACGCCUUCAUCCGGAACCACCUCCGCCGCCUCUACGACGCCAUGCUCGAGCAGAACCUCAUCAAGGUCAUCGAGCCCUUCUCCCGCGUCGAGAUUGGCCACAUCGCCAAGAUGGUCAGCCUCGACACCCAGCAGGUCGAGCGCAAGCUCUCCCAGAUGAUCCUCGACAAGGUCAUCACCGGCGUCCUCGACCAGGGCGCCGGCUGUCUCAUCAUCUUCGACGAGGCCCAACGCGACGACGCUUACGACCACGCCCUGGCCACUAUUGAGAAGCUGAGCAAUGUCGUCGAUGUGCUAUACACGAACCAGGCCUCGCAGUUGGAGUGAUUUGUUAACAAGUUGAAAAGGGGACAAGGGAAGGGGAAACGGGAAACGGGAAAGGGGGUAUUGGUAGUCGCAAGCUUUGCACUGUAACAAUAUCAGGCACAUGCACAUGCACAUGCACUGCAUUUCUUCCGCCUCGGUAACACGUCGUUGCGACCAUGCCACUGGUGAUCUACACACCCCGUGAGGCCUUUCCCACUCUCUGCACCAAAAACAAAUCAGGGCUUUCUCGCCCGACAUAUUCAUUAUGGGUCGUCAUAAUCGUGAUAAAACCUCCCUAAAACGCCAUGGCCGCCUUUCCGACCUUGAUCCAACACACCGGGCGAUUGGUAACCUGGUGAUACAAUGGCAGCAAUCCGCCGUGGCUGGCAUGCUGUAACUCCUGACCAUGCAGAGAAAUCCAAUCCUCCAUCCCCAAUGCUGGCCCGGUAUAGAAUCAUCGUAGAGAGGAACAGAAAUAAAU